Perognathus longimembris pacificus (Pacific pocket mouse) is the source of this 2968-nucleotide messenger RNA. RefSeq names its product allograft inflammatory factor 1 like (gene Aif1l). Gene Ontology annotation, biological process: actin filament bundle assembly; ruffle assembly. The record is from RefSeq and is a predicted model, not a curated record. Gene Ontology annotation, molecular function: actin filament binding; calcium ion binding. The transcript has 7 exons. The coding region runs from base 110 to 562 and encodes 150 amino acids. Gene Ontology annotation, cellular component: ruffle membrane; actin filament. NCBI's taxonomy places the organism in Eukaryota, Metazoa, Chordata, Mammalia, Rodentia, Heteromyidae.
CCCAUCCCGCCCCGGCCCGCCCCGCCGCCCGCCCGCGCCGCCACACGCCGCGCGCGCUCGGAGCCGGCCGGUCCGUCCAGCCCCGAGCGGCGGGAGCCCGGUGCGCACCAUGUCGGUCGCGGUGGGCAACAGGUUCCAAGGAGGGAAGGCGUUCGGUCUGCUCAAGGCCCAGCAGGAGCGGAGGCUGGCGGAGAUCAACCGGGAGUUCCUCUGUGACCAGAAGUACAGCGAUGAAGAGAACCUACCAGAAAAGCUCGCUGCCUUCAAAGAGAAGUACAUGGAGUUUGAUCUCAACAAUGAAGGCGAGAUUGACCUGAUGUCUUUAAAGAGGAUGAUGGAGAAGCUGGGGGUGCCCAAGACUCACCUGGAGAUGAAGAAGAUGAUUUCAGAGGUGACAGGUGGGGUCAGCGACACCAUCUCCUACAGAGACUUUGUGAAUAUGAUGCUGGGCAAAAGGUCAGCGGUCCUCAAACUAGUCAUGAUGUUCGAAGGAAAAGCCAACGAGAACAGCCCCAAGCCAGCAGGGCCCCCUCCGGAGAGAGACAUCGCCAGCCUGCCUUGAGGACCUGGUCCCGCUCGGGCCCCGCCCCCCCGCUCGGGCCCCGCCUCCGGCCCCGCCCCCUGCUCUCACCGCCCUUCCUGAUUUGUCUUGUUUGGUUGUUGUGUGGUUGUGUGUUUCAACUCUCUGUAAAGCACAACUUAUCUGCCUUAAAAAGUGGGCCCGGGCUGGUAAGCUGAGCCGUGGGCCCCCUUCCUCAUCUCCAUGCCUGCUCUCGCCUUUCCCUGCACAGAAGGACUGACGGCAAACCAAAAAACCAACCAGGGGAGGGGGACUGGAGGUGUGUUCCCAUACUGUAAGACUCUCCUGUCCAUCUUUCUAGAAGGUCUCUGAGCCAAGUUCAGCCUGGAGCUUGGCCUUGGUGAGGACCCAAGUGUCCUUGAAGUGUCCUUGGUCAGGUCCCUGCGUCCGGUGUUCCUGGCUGCCCGGGAUGUGGCCACUCAGUGCUCUUUCACCCCAACAGGCCCCUCUGCUCGUGCUCAGGGACAUGACGGAAGGCGGGGAGCAAAGGGAAAGGCGGCGGAGUGUUUUAGCCCUUCGCCAAGGGACCCCGUGGCCUUGCUUUGUGGUCACCCCUUGAAAGGCAGCUCAGGGGAACAGUGUAGCCACUGUCACUUGCCAGCGAAGGGGCUCGGAGGCACAGGGGGGAACCACAGGAGGCGAAUUCAACGUGUAUGGCACCGUGGGGAAGCCAGCCGCUGAGAAACAGGCUGCCUUUCUGAUCGCCACCUGCGUGAAUGCCCAGUCGGCUUCCUCCGUGUGCCCUCCUCCCCUCCUCCCACCGCUCAUUCCUUUACUCCCUCAUCCGCACAGUCCGCAGGCAUUUAUUGAGAACCUCUUAGGAGCUUUAAGUCCUGACCGUGAUGUGUCUACAGUGCUCUCUUAUUCGUCUCCUCUUUCCCAUGUUGCUCGAAACCUUGGCGUAGGGGUUGGAUGGAGGUCAUCUGUGUCUUUUCUUCUGGACUCAUGAGAUUCGGGAGAUCUGCCCUGGAGGGUAGCGAGGCCAGGCCCCUGGGGAUCCAGGGCCAGGUGGUUCCUCUGGAGCCCAGGUGGUCAGGUGCCCUGCCCGCACCUCCUCUCUGCCCUGCCUUAAGCCAGUGGUGAGGACGGGAGAGGAGGUCCCAGAAGGGAUCAGGUAUUGUGGAGGCCCAGGGCCCCUGCGCCAACCUCAGGACCUUGCCUCUGCAAUGCACCUUCUCUGCAGCUCCGAAGCAAAAGCCUCGGAGGGGACCUGCUUCUCAGAACUCACACAGGAAGGUGGCGCAGCUCAACCCCAUCUUGGCUGAGCAGGAACCGCAACCUUGACUCCGCCUGUGUUAUGGAGUUCCCUUCCCCACUGUGCGCUCGGGACUCAGACGCGCUCAUCCACCGAAAUGUAUUAAGUGCCUGCCAGAUGCCAGACAGACCCAUGGGAGCUACGCCUAGCGGCAGAAGUCAGAUUCCCAGACGGAGGAAUUGUUAAGGAGGUCGCAUUCGGGGUGAUGACACCCUACAGUCCUGAGUGUUCUGGCUUGGCCCAACACUGGGCAGAACUCCUUGAGCUGGACCGUUGGGCGUGUGAGAGUCCCUGUCAUCAAGGGCACGGUGUGCUGUCCCAUGGCUGCUUGCAGGGGUGAGGUGAGCAGGGCGUGAGGACAUGGCUGGCUCAGGUUAAUCCCCUGGUCUCAACCAGUUCAGGAGUGAGAUUAUUUGGCUAUGACUGGCUGACCUUCAGCCUUAGGAGCUGCUUCAAACGCACAGGUCUAGUUGAAAUUUAAACCCAGGAAAAACAUUCCUGUAAAUAUCAAAUCCUCCUUACUUCCACCAGCUUGUCUGCCUUUUUUUUUUCCUUCCUGAGAUACCAGAUUAGCAGCUGCCUAUUCCAAGCCCUGCCUCCCCUCUCGGGAUGGGCUGGGCCUUCUGAGGACUAUUGCAGCUGUGUCCGUUUCACUGAGGAAGGAGACAGCACCGGCUCCAUUGGGAAGGAGAUGAGGGUGUUUCUCCUCCAGUCUCCAGGAUAGUCUUGUAGGGGGAUGGGGGGCACAAGCCUCAUCACUGGAUCUUAGAAUUUAACCUUUGGGGUUGGGGGGGGGAGAGGGUCUAGAUCCCCUGGAAGGGGGUCUACAUGUUAUUUCUAGCUGCAGCUCUUGGCACUGGGACUCCCACUUUGGCUAAGGGCUCCGUUUUAGGGACAUGGACUGUAUUAUUUCUGAAAAAGACCAAAUCUAACUGAUGUAACUAGCAACACAGGGACUGCCAAGUAUGGCUUUGUCCCUAAGAUGCAAAAGGAGGAAAGAGUUUGCCAGGGAAAUUCAGGUGAAUGAAGUUGUGUGUGUGUGUGCGUGCGCGCACAUGCAGGUUUGCGUUCAUGUGUGUGGGAGGGGGUAGGAUGUCAUGGAUACAGAUUGAAAUAAACCAGAUGAAGCUUUA